This is a messenger RNA of Ruditapes philippinarum (Manila clam), 621 nucleotides long. RefSeq lists its product as uncharacterized. Gene Ontology annotation, biological process: DNA integration. NCBI's taxonomy places the organism in Eukaryota, Metazoa, Mollusca, Bivalvia, Venerida, Veneridae. The coding region runs from base 1 to 621 and encodes 206 amino acids. Gene Ontology annotation, molecular function: nucleic acid binding. The transcript is spliced from 2 exons. The record is from RefSeq and is a predicted model, not a curated record.
AUGUCAGAACUACCAGUGGGACCAUGGCAAGAUCUAAGUGCAGAUUUCUGUGGACCUCUACCAUCAGGGGAAUACUUAUUGGUCAUAACUGAUGAAUAUUCAAGAUACCCAAUCGUUGAAAUAGUCCCAUCGGUCUCAUCAAACAAAGUUAUUCCAGUAAUCGACAAGGUUUUAUCUGAAAUGGGUGUUCCAAGGACAAUCAAAACAGACAACGGAAGUCCAUUCAAUUCUGAUGCGUUCCGUAAAUUUGUAAGGUACUGCGGAUUCAAUCACAGAAAAAUGACACCAAGAUGGCCAAGGGCCAACUCACAAGCUGAAAGUUUCAAUAAAUCUGUGAAAACAAGCUACCUUGAAGCAAAAAACUGGAGAAAGGAAAUGUUUAGAUUUUUGCGUCAAUACAGAAGUACUCCACAUACAUCGACUGGAUACACUCCUUUCCGCCUGUUAUUCCAACGAGAACCACGAACACGACUUCCAGAUAUAGGGACAUCGAAACCUGAAACUAAAAUUGAUGAGCAAAUACGCCAAAAUGACGCUAGAGCAAAAGCGAAAAUGAAAUCCAAUUUUGAGCAAAAACACAACAUCAGAGAGGAAGAGUUACAACCUGGCGAUAAAAUUUAA